UUUCCUGACAUUUGUCAACACUGGCCCUAUCUAUGGGAUUUAAUUUAUAUAUUUUCUUUUUCACUUCGUUCAUUUAACUUGUUGUCGCCAGUCCGUGUCGUGUCCGUCGCGCUGCUUUUGAGUAGAGAAAUACUAGGCCUCCCGUUAAAUUAUAUUACUCACUUUCUCCAUUGCGUUUUAUUUCGGAUGAUGUUCAUAUAUUAAAUUUCAAUCGACAAUCAAACCACAAAACUAAAAGAAAAUGGGCCAAAAAGUAUCGCGAACCGACUUUGAAUGGGUCUACACGGAGGAACCACAUGCCAGCCGCCGCAAGAUAAUACUGGAGAAAUAUCCACAAAUUAAGAAACUCUUUGGCCACGAUCCCAAUUUCAAAUGGAUUGCCCUGGCAAUGGUAUUGACCCAGAUCCUGGCGCUAUUCAUUGUCAAGGACUUGUCGUGGACAUGGCUGGUGGCAAUGGCCUAUUGCUUUGGCGGCAUUAUUAACCAUUCGUUGAUGUUGGCUGUUCAUGAGAUAUCACAUAAUUUGGCCUUUGGUCAUAGCCGACCUAUGCAUAAUCGGAUAUUGGGUUUCAUUUGUAAUCUACCCAUCGGAUUGCCCAUGAGUAUAUCGUUCAAAAAGUAUCACCUGGAACAUCAUCGUUAUCAAGGCGACGAAGUGAUUGACACAGACAUACCCACCUUGUUAGAGGCGCGCCUUUUUAAUACCACCUUUGGCAAGUUCAUUUGGGUGUGUCUGCAACCAUUUUUCUAUAUCUUCCGUCCGUUGGUUAUUAAUCCAAAGCCACCAACUCGUCUGGAGAUCGUGAAUACCAUUAUUCAGUUGACAUUCAAUGCUCUCGUUGUGUACUUUAUUGGAUGGAAAUCACUUGCCUAUUUGCUAAUUGGAUCCAUUUUGGCCAUGGGCUUGCAUCCGGUGGCUGGUCAUUUCAUAUCGGAACAUUAUAUGUUUGCUAAAGGUUUCGAGACAUACUCAUAUUAUGGACCACUUAAUUGGAUUACCUUCAAUGUGGGCUAUCACAAUGAACAUCAUGACUUUCCGGCAGUGCCUGGUUCCCGGUUGCCCGAGGUGAAACGCAUUGCCAAGGAAUUCUAUGAGACGAUGCCACAGCAUACGAGUUGGACUCGGGUGUUGUAUGAUUUUGUUAUGGAUCCGGAUGUAGGACCCUAUGCCAGGGUUAAGAGACGUCAGCGCGGCUUGGAUUCCUAGGAUUGAGGAAUUCUAUUUGAUUUUACUAGCGGUUUCCACUGGCAUUAUGUAAUCUCACAACCAAUCAAAAAAAAGAAAAACGGAAAAUAACCCCAGCACACUCUUAUAUGUACAUGUAUUACACACACACACACACCCCCUCACACAAGAGAAAGGCAAUCUGCUCUAAUCAAAACUAAAAACUUAACUGAAUGAUUAGAUAAAGCCGCCGCCGCUGCCGCCUGCCCAUAUUGAACCAUUUUAUAGUGCAUAUAUAGAAAAAGAAGAAAAAACAAAUAUCUGGUAUUAAUGCUAGAUGGUGAGCUUAGUUUUGAAAGUCACUUUCGAGCGCUUUAAUUAAAAUUAUUACCUCAUAAGUUCGAAAGCCUGUUAAAUCUAGUGUGUAAAGUGUAUUUGUCCUAUAUAUAUAUAUACAGAUAUAUAAAAACAAAAAAACUA
Messenger RNA from Drosophila willistoni, 1645 nucleotides. It is a transcript of the gene ifc, whose product is annotated as sphingolipid delta(4)-desaturase DES1. Gene Ontology annotation, biological process: ceramide biosynthetic process. NCBI's taxonomy places the organism in Eukaryota, Metazoa, Arthropoda, Insecta, Diptera, Drosophilidae. Gene Ontology annotation, cellular component: membrane. Bases 242 to 1207 code for a protein of 321 amino acids. The record is from RefSeq and is a predicted model, not a curated record. The transcript has 2 exons. Gene Ontology annotation, molecular function: sphingolipid delta-4 desaturase activity.